Messenger RNA from Capronia epimyces CBS 606.96, 1107 nucleotides. RefSeq lists its product as uncharacterized. Bases 1 to 1107 code for a protein of 368 amino acids. The record is from RefSeq and is a predicted model, not a curated record. The transcript has 2 exons. Lineage: Eukaryota; Fungi; Ascomycota; Eurotiomycetes; Chaetothyriales; Herpotrichiellaceae.
AUGGCAACUGCAACUCCCUUUCCAGCCGACCGGCCAGCGGCCGAGACUCCAGCGCCCCGGAAUCUAGUAUACAAUCUAGAUGAAGAUAUCGCCCACUUCUUCACCAAGGCUUCAACCACCCGUUCCGCCUGCGAUGCCCGAGCAAGAGAGCUCACUGGUGGCCGGGUUGAACCGAUCAACAUGCAGGGUGUGUGCAGCUACACGGUCAACGCAGGACCACACCUCGAAUACAUCGUCCAGUUCCGGCUCGAGCCAGCCCGCCUCAAGCUGGAGACUUCUGACCUGGCCAAAGACGUCUACGGGGACAUGGCGCCCGACGUCUGGUUCCGUGGAGUGCUCGGGGAGAAGAAGGAGGGGAAAGAACCGCUCCACGUGUACUUGAUCCAGCGUAUCCCGGGGGUGACUCUGUUCAACUUUUUCCUGUGCUAUGGCAAACCCUACAACUCAGGCCAGGCGUCCAAAUGGCGCCAGAAUUUGCUCGAAGACAUGGCACGCUUUCUUGCCGCGUCGUGGAAAAAGCCCCAGGCAGUCGAACCAGCCUAUCGCGAGGAGAUGAAGCAGACCCAUCUCAAGGAGCUACGUCUUUUGCAGGAGGCGCUCCCGACUCGGUUUCAAAAGGUCAUCGAGCAUUGCAUUGAGUCCUUGGAUGCCAUCUUCUCCCUGCCGAUGGUGUUUCUGCACCCCGACCUACGCAUCAACAAUCUCAUUGUCCAUGAAGAAACAUGCCGGCUUACCGGCGUGAUCGACUGGGCCGAGGCCGACAUCUAUCCGUUCGGCAUGAACCUGCAUUGCCUCGAAGCGCUGACGGCGAGGCAGCGGCCCCAAGUCGGCUUUGUCAGAUAUCACGACUAUGACGAUAUGCAAGCUGUCUUCUGGUCGACCUUCCAACAGGAAGUCGGCCCCCUGACGAAUGAGACUCUCACGACCAUCAACACCUGCAGAGUCACCGGCUUGUUGCUCAGCGUCGGCUUCACCAGUCGUUUGCCCAUUAGUCCCCCGCACCAGCCCAUCUGUGACGACGACUAUGGCCGCAAUCACUUGCUUCAUCUCGACUCGAUCCUGAACAACGACCUACUCGCAGCCAACAACCCAGACGCAGGCGAGUAG